Messenger RNA from Synchiropus splendidus (mandarinfish), 4959 nucleotides. RefSeq names its product probable flavin-containing monoamine oxidase A. Gene Ontology annotation, molecular function: oxidoreductase activity. The record is from RefSeq and is a predicted model, not a curated record. Lineage: Eukaryota; Metazoa; Chordata; Actinopteri; Syngnathiformes; Callionymidae. The transcript is spliced from 12 exons. The coding region runs from base 49 to 1605 and encodes 518 amino acids.
AGUUCACUUGUACUGGCACAGCCAUUUGUCUUCAGCGGACGAGAAAGCAUGAAUGCCGAAAAAUGGGACGUGGUUAUCGUCGGCGCAGGACUGUCUGGACUGACGGCUGCUCAUUCACUCAAAAAGCGGCUUCCUGGUUUGGGAAUACUGAUCCUGGAAGCAAAAGAUCGUGUUGGAGGUCGCACAUUGUCAAUGGAUAUACCAGCAGCCAGUGGUUCUGAUCGGUGGGACUUUGGAGCACAGUGGGUCGGAAGCUCCCAGACUCACAUCUUGGAGCUGAUAGAGGAGCUGAAUUUAAAGACGUAUCCGCAGUUCAACACUGGGAAGGCAGUGCAGCACAUAGGUGGACCUGAUGCUAAAGUGAACACCUACAAAACUAGCAUCCCCUCCAUGUCGCUUCUGGCACUACUGGACCUCACGCAGCUCCUGUGGAAGAUGGAGAGACUGUGUGCCACUGUGUGCAUCUCAGAUCCCACUAAAACUCCUGAUGCGUUGGAAUUUGACAGCAUGACCUUGCACUCCUACAUCGAGAAACACGCUUGGACCAAAGAGCUGAAAGAAGAGAUGGGAGUGUGCAGCAGAACAGUGUUUGGAGUGGAGCCAUCCCAGAUGUCCUUCCUUUACUUCCUGAUGUACGCUGCAGCAGCAGGAGGGGUAUUGCCUUUGCUGGAGAGCACCCCAGGUUCUGCUCAAGAGCUGAAGAUAGUGGGAGGCACGCAACAGCUUUCAGAGCAUCUGGCGGAGCGUGUUGGUUGGAAGAAUGUCCGGCUGGGUUCUGCUGUGACAGCCAUAUGGCAGGAGGCUGAGUGGGCUCAGGUGAAGACUGCGACUGAGACCUUUUUCACCAGAGCUGUGAUCGUCAGCUGCCCCCCUCAUCUGGCAGCGAAGAUGAACUACAAGCCACCCUUGCCUGUCCAGAGAGAAUUCCUCACACAGAACAUGCCGGUGGGACACAUGAUCAAGUUCAUCAUAACCUACCACAAAGCAUUUUGGAAGGACAAUGGUUUCUCAGGUGAAAUUGUUGCGGGAUCCUCCACUGGAUGUCCAUUCAGCGUAACUUAUGAUGCCACGAGUCCCAACGGUAAUGCUGCUCUUGUUGGUUUCAUCGGUGGAAAGCAAGCCUCACAAUGGAGCAACAAAGAGCUCGCAGAGAGAAGAAGAUUAGUGGUCGCCAGUUUGAUCCAAUAUUUUGGGCCUGAGGCAGAAUUGUUUGUCCACUAUGAGGAGAAGGACUGGGCAGAGGAAGAGUACAGCGGGGGCUGCCCUGUUAAUGUCAUGAUGCCUGGGAUGCUGACAUAUUACCAUCCUAGUCUGAGGAAACCCUGUGGCAGGAUACAUUGGUCCGGCACCGAGACGGCUACUAAGUGGUGUGGCUACAUGAGUGGUGCCGUGCAAUCAGGCAAGCGUGCAGCGCUGGAAGUACUGGCAAACCUCAACCCGGAUUGUCUGACCCAAGAGGAGCUGCAAGCAGUUCACCAAAGUCAAAGUGAGAAGGACUCUGGGAAUCAUUUGCCAACUGCAAAGCUGAGGUCGAUAGGAAGGGGGGUAUUGUUGGCAACACUGGCUAUUGGUGCUGCUCUCUUCCUGUCUCAUCUCUCCAAGUAGGAAAGUCAGUGGAGCGGAAUAGGUUCUGGGACGAACACCCGCAAAACCUAAAUAUUUCAUGGAAUCAUUUCUUCGUCUGAGAACUCCUUUUAUGAAGACCACAGCUUUAAUAGGGCUUUGUUUCAAAACUGUUUCAUAAAAAAAAAUUCUUUGAUGGUUAAGGCCCCACUGGUGAGUGAGGUUGAUACCUCUGCUUUGAGGUCCCUGCGAAGCAACAUAUGCUGAGACAUUUUAUAUGUAAAAACAAAUGGUUUCUUCUGUUUCUUUUCAACAACACAUUCUCACACCUAAGGUGCAACAUAUUGAUGAUCUCAUUCAUUCAGCCUCCUGCGAUGCAUAUUAAUGCAUAGUGUAAAAUUUUACCGAAAGAUUGGAAGCUGUCUUCAAUAUAUUGCUGAUGUCUCUUAGUAUAUAGAGCAUCUUAUGUGGCUCUCCCCGAAUGACAGUCGCCGUAACUGAAGCUCACGUUUUUUUGAGGCACAAUCCAGUGGAUGACCUUAACCCCAAUCCCUGUCUUUAUUUUAUGUUACACGCAGUUCAUAACGUUAAGAGAGGCUGUGGAGGGUGAAAGCCCAAUGCAUUAACAUGCAGCGCUUGAAGAUAGUCACUAUUUGAUGCCAAGGAAGUGUGAAUGUGUUGGUUAAGCCAUGGAGUAGGGCUCACGAAUUGGAAUACCUAUGCAUUAACAUGCAAUGCAGAAAGGUAACUUCUCUGUCACCAGUGGACUUUAAAUUCCUUUUGACGCUCAUCAAAAUGUUGUGCUGAGUGAGAGAGAGUUGAGAAGCGUGACUUUCUCAAGAGGUCGACAAGUCUCACGGGGGCUGUUCUAUUAAGGUCGACUUAAGUGUUUCCUCCGACGACACUAUGGCAAUGAAAAAAAACAAACAAAAAACAUUUUUAAGGGCUAUUUCAGUUUUGUGGUGUUUAUGAAGGCAAAUCCAUGAGAAUAAUCUUCAACAAAAACUGUCAUGGGGACUUGUCAAAUCUUACCCUGUGGUGAAAGGAAUCAACAUUUUUCGUAUAACUGUGUACACACAACAGGAGAAAUUGGGCUGCAGUUUAUAUUUAAGUAUGCUGUUCCGCCAGUACUGCAAUAGAUUCAAGAUGGACAAAUACAGACUUGGAAUGCUGUGCAUUGUCAGCAAAUUCUGUAAGGACGCCAAAUUAGAUUUACUUACCAUUACAGCGUUUUCUAUGUUUUGCUAACCUGGACGGCCGUGAUGACAACAGCGCCAGUAUAAUGCAAUUCAACCGUUUCAUUGAGAUCAUGUCAGCAAGAGGUUGAUUGUGCUGCGACAGCCAUGCUGAGUCAGCAUCUUUUACCAUUAUCAUGCUAAUAUCGUAGCUAUGUUGGCGACAUGCAAUAGAUAGCCUUCACUGUUAUGAGCACUGUAUGAGGAUUUCCUUCUUUCGGCGUCAUGCGAAGCAAAGCUGCAUGAUCAUUCAGUCAUUCACUAUGACGUCAUUCCAUUGUGGUUUUUGUUCAACUAAAUUGAGCAUUCGAAUGAGCAAUGUUGACGCGGCCGCAUAAAGCUCCAUCUUUUAAGCAUGUUGAUGUCAGCAUUAAAUGGACUGUAUUGUGUUAACAUGCGUGAUUUCUUCUGCUUUAAAUGUGUGUGGUUGAAGCGUAUGCCAGAAAGUAUUGACUAUUGUGAACAAUAUGAUGCUUCGAGGUGUGUACUGCCUAUGAAGGUUGUUUUACGCCAGAGCCAAAUUCACUAACUCUUACUAUAUUGUGACUUUUAAAUGUGUUAAUUUACACCCUACAAAUACAUUGCAACACGAUAAACCUUAUGGUACAAAUGGCCCUCGCAACAAUGUUUUCAGACCCACAGAUGCAGCCCCAGGAGCAGAGUGACUGCAAAACCCAGCAGCGCCAUCAUUCUCCAGCACAUGCACUCUGCGUUUACACAGCAGUGACAAAUCCAAGAAGCUCAGAGAACAGGAUCCUGCACUGGUGACGUCAGCACCAUGUGAGGACAUUGAAGCACAUUGAAUACAGAGCAGUCUGACAAUGGUACAGGAGACGCAUCUGCUGCAGUUACAUCUGCUCACAUCAAUGCUGUUAUCAAUAGGGUUUUUUUAAAGAACGGAAAAGAACGAACGCAAUGUAUUCACUGAAAACUAUAAUUACUAGCUAAUUACGAUUACAAGAUCAUUCAAUAGUCUUGUCUGUUCUGUACUUCACACUCAUUUAUCACACUUCUGUAAGGGUGCCACUAUUUCCAUGUCAGUCAAUGAGGAAUGGACUAUCAACCUUCCAGGGUGUGGUUUGUCUGAGAGCUGCGACUGGCUCCAUCACCUGAUCAGAAAUCAUGUUCUGGCACGAAUUACAAGUGCCUUGCAAGUCAAUUCAGAAUUCUAUCGAUGCACUUGAACGCAGAAAAAAAAUGUACUUUGUGUCUGCAGGCAUUCACGUACAUCUUCAUAAACAUCUGUACUCCAUUUGUGUUCCUUGAGGAAAGGUGGGACUGCAGAAAUGUCCAUCAGCUGCAAGAAAGUCACGCAUUUUCAUUUUGUGCAAUGUUGAAAAUAACCCUUGGAAGAACUGUUUUUUUAAUAGCUUUACACUGUUGUCACACUAUUUGUGUUGCCUUGUUGGAAUCAAAAAGCUGAAUGGUUUUCACAAAAUAAGAUAGCAUUAUUUACUUACUUUAUUACAACAAAGCCAACAAACUAUGGACAGGCGAUAUGGACAAAAAACAAAUUAUGUGAUGAAUCUUGUCAUUUCGGCGAUAAUAAUUAUCACGAUAUACUUUUCAUUCUAUAGACUAUAGCCUGUCUUGAAACUGUUUUAUGAUGAAACUUAUUAGUGGGGCUUGUUUCCAACAUUAUCAUUUGCUUAAGUUUAAAUAUAAUUCGUAAGUUAAGGGACCCAUCUGGACACAUAUCCAAGAGCUAUGAGAGCUAUAGUCCAGAAAUAUUAGACAUUUUUGUCAUAUUCUAUUCUCGACAGUCUUUUGUCUUGUCUUGAUCUUUUCACAAUUUUUUCUCCAUGAAUGUUUUUUUUUUUAUUAAUACUUUGACCGAAUCAGAACUUGUUGAUGGUCCCUAACUGGUCCCCUAACUGCCUGCGGUGUCCUUCGAAUAAACAACUAUUUACAGAGAAACUCUGCAUGUGUGGAUAUGUACCAAGGCAGACAGUCACAUGCGUGAUAGCUAAUGGCCCAUCCCUACAACAAAGGUAUUAAAAUAUGUGAAACCCAAUGUUGCAUGGAGCCCUUACAACAAAGAACUUGUGUGACACUUGUUUUCAUAAAAGAAACUCUCUCAGGAAGUGUUUCAAUACAAAUCGAUGCAUGAACAAAUAACACCCUGUGAUGCAGGAUCCAUGUGUCUGUGCAUACUCAUGUA